Eruca vesicaria subsp. sativa (arugula) is the source of this 884-nucleotide messenger RNA. The record is from the annotation of a GenBank genome assembly. NCBI's taxonomy places the organism in Eukaryota, Viridiplantae, Streptophyta, Magnoliopsida, Brassicales, Brassicaceae.
UCAAAAUUCCACAAUCAUUUUUCUAUUUCACCUACCUUUCUUCACAAGAAGUAUAAACCCUAACUUUCUGCCCAAGUCAAACUCCAAAAUGCAGCCGCAACCCGACGUUUUCAGCAUCCAUAACUACCUAAACUCCUCGAUCCCAUCUCCAUAUCCUUCCCAUUUCCAGAUAUCAUCGUCAUUUCCAGUCAACGGUCAAAACCUAAACCCCUUUUACGGAUUCCAAAGUGCUACAAACAAUCCACAAUCCAUGAGCCUAAGCAGCAACAACUCGACAUCAGAUGAAGCCGAAGAGCAGCAGGCAGACAAGAACAUAAUCAAUGAGAGGAAGCAAAGAAGGAUGAUAUCAAACAGAGAAUCUGCAAGGAGAUCGCGUAUGAGGAAGCAGAGACACCUUGACGAGCUUUGGUCUCAGGUAAUGUGGUUGAGGAUCGAGAAUCAUCAGUUGCUUGAAAAGCUUAACAAUCUCUCUGAAUCUCACGAGAAAGUUCUUCAAGAGAAUGCUCAGCUUAAAGAGGAAACAUCCGAGCUUAAGAAAGUGAUCAGUGAUGUGCAAAUUCAAAGCCCUUUCUCUUGCUUCAGAGACGAUAUAAUCCCCAUUGAAUAGAGCAUUUUUUACCCCUUGUACCGUGGUUCAUAUAUUAUAUGUAUUAUGUGUGUAUAUCCGGAGAUCUUUGUUUUUGUUUAUCAAUAGUUCCGGGUCUUAGUCCUCAUAUAUGCCAGGGUUGAGAGAAGGUUAAUUAGUCUCUUAAAGAAGAUUUGUGUUAAUGAAGAACAAAUAUAAGUGGUGUUAGUCAAAUCAUGAGUCGUGUUGGUGAUGGGGACAUUGUAAGGUGGUGUGGGUUUUGUUUCUUAUUACAACAAUUUCUAAAUUUCCAACUACA